Molecule: messenger RNA, 1704 nt
Organism: Eruca vesicaria subsp. sativa (arugula)
Lineage: Eukaryota; Viridiplantae; Streptophyta; Magnoliopsida; Brassicales; Brassicaceae
Source: the annotation of a GenBank genome assembly
UCUUCAUAAAGCGGUAUCGACCAUGAGAUCGAUUCUUCACUUCGGUCCAAUUCAAUCUCCAUCUCCUGCUAACUUACGAUAUGCCUACUAUCGCUGGACCAAGUUCAUCACCUCACAAGCAUAUCAUCGCUCCUCGAAAGCGGAAGUUGAGAUCUGAUUCCGCCACGGAGGUUGCAGCAACGGCAGUCUCUACGCCGAUUAAACGGAUAUCUCCUCGACGAUGUGUUGUUUCAAGCCCUGGGACGCCUAUUGAGGAGGUGAAGGAAGAAUCUAAUAGGGUACUGGAGAAGCAAUUUGAUUUUCUAGAUGUUAAAUCAAAGUGGAAUCCCAGAGAUGAUGAUCAAAUGAAAGCUGUGAAGGAGGUAUUGCACGUUUCCAAGGCCCCAUCAACUAUUGUUUGCCGUGAGGAUGAGCAGAGACGUGUUUUGGAGUUUGUGAAAGGUUGCAUGGAACAGAAGAAGGCUGGGAGUUUGUAUAUUUGUGGCUGUCCUGGAACUGGAAAGUCAUUGUCUAUGGAGAAAGUAAGACAACAAGCUCAAGACUGGGCGAAACAGGAAGGCUUGCCUUGUCUGGAAACAGUGUCUGUUAACUGCACGUCAUUGACCAAAACAACAGAUAUAUUUUCCAAGAUACUUGGUGAAAGCGAGACAGGGAAGAAAGCAAAUGGCUCCUCUUCACCUCUACAACAACUUCAGGCUUUGUUUUCUCAAAAGCAACAAUCAUCCAACUCAAAGAUGAUGCUAAUAAUUGCAGAUGAGAUGGAUUAUUUGAUCACAAGAGAUCGAGGUGUCCUUCACGAGCUUUUUAUGCUCACAACUUUGCCAUUUUCAAGAUGUAUACUUAUAGGUGUAGCCAAUGCAAUAGACCUUGCAGAUCGUUUCCUUCCAAAAUUGAAGUCUCUUAAUUGCAGACCUUUGGUUGUCACUUUCCGUGCCUAUUCUAUGCAGCAGAUCCUAAGGAUACUUCAGGAGAGGCUUGUGGAACUUCCAUAUAUUGCAUUCCAAUCAAAAGCCUUGGAGCUUUGUGCCAGAAAAGUAUCAGCUGCAUCAGGAGACAUGAGAAAGGCUCUAGCUGUCUGCAGGAGUGCCUUAGAAAUCAUAGAAACAGAAGUUAGAGGAUCAACAGAUCACGAGCCACAAACUUCAGUUACAGAGGAUCAAGUGGUCAAACUGGAUCAUAUGGUAACUGCAUUGGCCAAGACCUUUAAAUCUCCAGUAGUUGACACCAUUCAGUCUCUUCCUCAACACCAGCAAAUCAUAGUCUGUUCUGCUGCAAAGGCCUUUAGAGGAAGCAAAAAGGACAGAACCGUCGCAGAGUUAAAUAAGUUAUACUUGGAGAUAUGUAAAUCUUCGAUGAUCACUCCUGCUGGAAUAACAGAGUUCACUAACAUGUGUACAGUGCUAAACGACCAGGGGAUUUUGAAACUGAGUCAAGGUCGGGACGAGAAGCUAAAGAGAGUGAGCCUAAGAGUAGAUGAAGCAGACAUCACAUUUGCCCUUAAGGAAAUUCGAUUCUUCCGCAACUGUCUUCUAUGAUGAAGUUAUUGAGGAUGUGUUUCUUCAUUCUUUUCUUACAGAGUACAAAGAGUAAAAAAUUCAGUGCUCACAUAAGUUAUUUUCUUCUGUUAUGUAAAUGAACAUAAACAAAGUGUACUUUUAAAUUUAUUUGUUACAUGUUACUUAUAAGGGAAAUUAAAUUUGUCCA